AUGGAUUCCAGCAGGCUGGAGCAGGAACUGCAGUGGAUGGAGCUGGUCUGGGAGGAGGCUCCAGCAGACAAGACAGAGGGACCUCUUACCUCCCAGGUCUGGAGUACUCUGUUCCAGGCAGUGUGGUGGGGUGCUCCCAGCCUGGUGAUGCAGCUGCUGAGGCAAGGUGCCAGUGUGGAGGAGAGGGAUCACACAGGUCGGACUCCGCUCCAUCUGGCUGUGAUGCGAGGCCACGCACCUCUUGUACGCCUACUGUUGCAGCGUGGGUCCCUGGCAGGCGCAGUUGACCACACAGGGCGCACACCGCUGCACGAGGCUGCCUGGCACGGGCACUCGAAAGUGGCGGAACUAUUGCUGCGGCGUGGGGCCUCAGCAGUGGCAUGCUCUCAAACGGGCCUCACGCCCCUGCACUGGGCAGCUGCGCUGGGCCGCACACUACUGGUUACAUGCCUUAUGGCUGCACCAGGUUCAGGUUCUGCUGUGAAAGACUUAAGAGGUUGGACAGCCACACACUGGGCAGCGGCGUGCGGGCAACUGCCGGUACUAGAGCUGCUGACUGUUGGAGGCAGCGUAGACCUGGACAGCGCCCUGCUGGUAUCAGCGGUAGCUGGAAGUGCAUCAGCCUUGCAGCUUCUCCUGGCACUGGGAGCAAAGGUGGAUGCCCUGGACAGCACAGGAACCACUGCACUUGGCCUGGCGGCUGGCCUAGGCCAUCACCAAGAUGUUGAAAUGCUGCUGGACCAUGGGGCAGACCCAAAUAUCAGGGACAGGAACAACCUCUCUGCACUCCACAGGGCUGCCACCGGUGGAUACCUGCCUGUUAUACAGCUGCUGGUGGCCAAGGGCAUUGAGGUAGAUUCUCGAGACUCACUGGGCCUCACACCCCUGCACUAUGCUGCUCGGGGAGGCCAUGUAGAAGCUGUCAGUUAUCUCCUGGACAGGGGUGCACAGGUCAAUGCUGCUGGCUGGCUUCACAAGACCCCUCUGCACCUUGCUGUAGAGUGUGGCCACAGUACCACCAUAGAGCUUUUGCUGAGCCAAGGAGCCAACUCUACCUUGAGGACACAGUGGGGUGAAAUGGCCCAGACCCUAUAG
Molecule: messenger RNA, 1095 nt
Organism: Peromyscus eremicus (cactus mouse)
Lineage: Eukaryota; Metazoa; Chordata; Mammalia; Rodentia; Cricetidae
Gene: Ankrd65
Product: ankyrin repeat domain 65
Exons: 3
Coding region: 1-1095 (364 amino acids)
Molecular function (GO): protein binding
Source: RefSeq, a predicted model, not a curated record